Molecule: messenger RNA, 1419 nt
Organism: Exophiala viscosa
Lineage: Eukaryota; Fungi; Ascomycota; Eurotiomycetes; Chaetothyriales; Herpotrichiellaceae
Product: isocitrate dehydrogenase [NADP], mitochondrial
Exons: 2
Coding region: 1-1419 (472 amino acids)
Biological process (GO): NADP+ metabolic process; isocitrate metabolic process
Cellular component (GO): mitochondrion
Molecular function (GO): NAD binding; magnesium ion binding; isocitrate dehydrogenase (NADP+) activity
Source: RefSeq, a predicted model, not a curated record
AUGAACCCUAUCAGACUUGCGCUGGUGGGCGCUGCAUCUAGAAGAUCCUCAAGUCUCUCGCACUCUUCUUCCUUUCGAAUGGCCGCCGUAGCUUCCAACAGACUAUCAGCAGAAACCAGAAGGAUGAGUGGCGGAAACAGCACCCAGAGCCGGAGCGCUUCCUCGGCCAAGAUCAAGGUCAAGAAUCCCGUCGUCGAGCUCGAUGGCGACGAGAUGACCCGAAUAAUAUGGCAGGACAUCAAGGACAAGUUCAUCCACCCUUACCUCGACAUCGACUUGAAGUACUACGACUUGGGCCUGCCUUACCGAGAUGAGACUGACGACAAGGUCACCGUCGAUGCCGCCGAGGCCAUUAUGAAAUACUCGGUCGGUGUCAAGUGCGCAACAAUCACCCCAGAUGAGGCUCGAGUUGAGGAAUUCAAGCUCAAGAAGAUGUGGCUUUCCCCCAACGGCACCAUUCGAAAUAUUCUUGGUGGCACCGUCUUCCGCGAACCCAUCGUCAUCCCCCGCAUCCCUCGUCUGGUCCCCGGCUGGCAGCAGCCCAUCAUCAUCGGCCGUCACGCCUUUGGUGACCAAUACCGUGCCAAAGACGACGUGAUCCGCGAAGCAGGCACGCUGGAGAUGGUCUUCACACCCAAAAAUGGAGGAGAAGCCAAGAAAAUCAAGGUCUUCGAGUUUCCCGAGACGGGCGGUGUCGCGCAGACCCAAUACAACACCGAUGACAGCAUCCGAGGCUUCGCACACGCGAGUUUCAAGUUCGCCAUCGACCGCGGAUAUCCUCUGUACAUGAGCACCAAGAACACCAUUCUCAAGGCGUACGAUGGGCGCUUCAAGGACAUUUUCCAGGAGAUCUACGAGAGCGAAUACAGGAAGGAGUUCGAGGCCAAGAAGAUCUGGUACGAGCAUCGUCUCAUCGACGACAUGGUCGCCCAGAUGAUCAAAUCGGAAGGCGGCUUCGUCAUCGCCAUGAAAAACUACGACGGUGACGUCCAGUCCGACAUUGUGGCCCAGGGCUUUGGGUCUUUGGGUCUCAUGACCUCGCAACUCAUCACCCCCGACGGUCUGACUUACGAGUCCGAGGCCGCCCACGGCACAGUCACAAGACAUUACCGUGAGCACCAGAAGGGCCGCGAGACCUCGACGAAUCCCAUCGCCAGCAUCUUCGCGUGGACUCGCGGCCUGGUCAAGCGUGGCCAGCUCGAUGACACCCCUGAGGUCGUCACAUGGGCUGAGUCGCUUGAGAAGGCCGUCAUUGACACCGUCAACGACGACCAGAUCAUGACCAAGGAUCUUGCGCUAGCUUGUGGCAAGAAGGAGCGCGAGGCCUACGUCACUACGUCCCAAUUCAUGGAGGCCAUCGAGCGCCGCUUCAAGAAGAAUCUCAGUGCCGAGGGUUUGGAAUCGGUUGCCAAGAAAUGA